Pelagomonas calceolata is the source of this 1395-nucleotide messenger RNA. Lineage: Eukaryota; Pelagophyceae; Pelagomonadales; Pelagomonadaceae. The record is from the annotation of a GenBank genome assembly.
AUGCCGCGGGUGUGGAAGCCCGCGGCGGACGAUCAGCACAUCUUCGACGCCCUGCCAAUGCCGGAGGGGGACGUCUUCCUCAGCGACGACGAGCUCCUCAUGGAGAUGGACGGCGUGGCGACGCGCGCCGCGCUCAACGCGGCGCUCGGUCCCACCGCGAGGACAAGGGUGACCUUUGAUGCCGAGGGUCGGUACUGGCGGAAGUCGUACGAAAUUGAUAAGGAGCCGCGGUGCAUCUACUUCUUGCCAGCCGUGCAGAACCGCGCGCGCGCGCUCGAGGAGUACCCCGAUGGCGUCGAGCCGCCGUUCCCGCGACCAGAGGAGAAGUUCCAGUGCAAGAGGAAGCAGCCGCCCCGAGCGCCGCGCAAGCCGUCGAAGACGACGGCGCGGUCCGGCGAGAAGCGCCCGACGUCCGCGCGGCCUAGGAUGUACACGACGCCCGGCGAGAAGGUCACGCGCGUGGAUCCGGUUGAUGAUGCUGAGCUGCUCGUGCCGGACGAAGACGUGGUCGACCUCGACGAAGUCGCGCCAGUACCACGGCCCGUGACACGACGAGAUUUAAUGGCCCUAGAGCAGCGCGCCGAAGACGCGCUCGCGGCGUGCGACCGCGCGGAAGCCGCGCGCGCCGCGGCCGUCGCGGCCCACGCGGAGCUACGCGACAGACAGGACGCAGUCUUCGCGAGGAGCGCCACCGACUCGGCAAGCAAGCGGCGCUCUCUCUGGACCGCGAGGCGAACGCGCUCUCCGCGGAGAGAGCGGCACGACGGCGCGACGUUGAUCGCCUUAGAGCCAAAUUUUCACAAGAGGCAUGGAAAAUGGACCAGUGAGCGACGCGCGGCGGCGCGGCUAGACGAGGAGCGGCGGCGAUUGGAGGAGGGGUUCCGGACAAACACGCGCGAGUUGCAGCGGCAACUCGACGCGCAGAGAACUGAAGUCGCCGAUUUGAAAAAGAAACAAAGCCAGCUCAACCUCGAGCUUUAUGGCCUUCGACGGCUUCGAGGCGCCUGGCUGGGUUCUCGUGUUGCGUAUUUACCGGAGGAGCCGCCGCCGGAUUCGGACUUCGAAGGCGAGUCGUUGUGGCCCGUGGUCCACGCCGUCGGCGACUUUCUCAGUAGAAUUUGUGGUGGUACGCUCAAAAGAAAGCAACAGAAGUGUCUGCGUCUCCUAGCCGACUACGCGUGGUGUCAACACUCUCGCGGGCGGGGGGAGAUUGGCCUCGUGCGAGCUCACUUUGCGUGCGCGGAGUACCGGCGCCUCCAGGAGAUUUUCUCUCCAGCCGAACUACUGAAGACCAUGGACGUGGAGAUGACGGGGAACUACGCUGCGAGCGAGGCCAUGCGGGCCAGAGAGCGGGCGGCUCUCGUUGCGCUCGGGGAGACGUUGGGCAAGCGCUGA